GAGUGAGAAAGUUUAACCAUAGUCCGUAGGAGAGAACUGGAUUUUAUACUGUGCAUGUUUCACGUUUGGCGAUGGAAGCAAAGCUGCCGCUACCGAAUCCGCCAUUAUUUUCCCCAAUCCUUCUUCCCAUUCCCAUUCCCAUUCCUAUCCCAUUCACCCCUCCUACUCUCCAAUCCCCCAAUCCCAUUCCCGUCACUCUGACUGCACCACCAUUCACACCCUCCAAAUCCAAUUCCAUUCCCACGCCUAACCAAAUGGACGACCCAAAUUCUACCCUUUUCAUCACCGGCGGCCUGUUCUUGGAACCCACGGUUCCCAAUUCCCUGCUCAAUUCCGUCGUGUCCUUUCAGAAGAACUCUUCGUCUGCGGCUGUCGUUUCCGGGUCGGGUUUGUCGUUCGGGUGUAGGCUGAGAGCGGUGGCCGGCGGUGGGUUCUUUUCGGUGAGCUUGAGUAGCGAUGGGGUUGUUCGGGAGUCCAAGGGGUGUUUGGUGCAGAACGGAGAUGAGGGUUCGGAGGAGGCGGAGGCGGAGGCGGAAGCGGUGGUUACAGAGAGGAAGAGAGAGAAAGUUGGGGUUAGGAGUGGUGGGGCCAUGAAUACCACCAAGCAUUUGUGGGCUGGUGCCAUAGCCGCCAUGGUUUCCAGAACUUUUGUGGCACCUCUUGAGAGACUAAAGCUGGAGUACAUAGUUCGCGGCGAACAGAGGCAUUUAUUUGAGCUAGUUAGGACCAUUGCAGCUAAUCAGGGCUUGAGGGGGUUUUGGAAGGGGAACCUAGUCAAUAUUCUUCGUACAGCUCCAUUUAAAGCAAUCAAUUUCUAUGCUUAUGAUACUUACAGAAAACAAUUGCUCCGCGUCUCCGGAAAUAAGGAGACUACAAAUUUUGAAAGAUUUGUUGCUGGUGCUGCAGCCGGAAUUACUGCUACCAUACUCUGCUUACCUCUUGAUACGAUUCGGACUCAGUUGGUGGCUCCUGGUGGGGAAGCCUUGGGUGGUGUCAUUGGUGCUUUUCGCCACAUGAUCCAAACUGAAGGGUUCUUUUCCCUUUAUAAGGGCUUAGUACCCUCCAUUGCAAGCAUGGCACCUUCAGGUGCAGUUUUCUAUGGUGUCUACGAUAUAUUAAAAUCAGCAUACCUGCAUUCACCUGACGGAAGGAAAAGAAUUCACAAGAUGAGCCAACAGGGGCAGGGCCGGAGUGCUUUGGAUCAACUGGAGUUGGGACCGAUUCGGACAUUACUAUAUGGAGCUAUUUCUGGUGCUUGUGCAGAAGCUGCCACAUAUCCGUUUGAAGUGGUGAGGCGACAGCUUCAACUUCAAGUCCAGGAAACUAGAAUGAGUGCCUUGGCAACUGGUAUUAAAAUAGUUGAACAUGGAGGUGUCCCAGCUCUCUAUGCAGGACUUAUUCCCAGCUUGUUACAGGUACUUCCUUCAGCCGCAAUAAGUUACUUCGUCUAUGAGUUUAUGAAGAUUGUUCUCAUGGUAGAAUGAAGAGAUACAAUGGGUUAUGUCUGAAGGUAUAUGAUUGGAGGUUUCAUGGCCAGCUCGGAGGAGCACCUGCUAUAAAUUCAGAAUGGUAGGAUUAUAGUGAUUUUUGCAUUGAGUAAUGCUGGGGAAAUCAUCAAUUUAAACCAUAUGACGUGGUUGUUGAUGAUCGGAUUAUUAUUGAGUGUUGAUUAUCGAGCUUAUAUCCUAUUGGUGACAUUGACACAAACACAUCACAUGGUUUGCAAAUAUGGUCAAAAAAAUUGGUCCACCUUUGCAUUACCACUUAUGUUCCCACAAGCUUCAUGUAUUGCGAAAGGAAGGAAAAUACUCCACAGCUGAA
This is a messenger RNA of Pyrus x bretschneideri (Chinese white pear), 1821 nucleotides long. Its product is annotated as probable mitochondrial adenine nucleotide transporter BTL3. Gene Ontology annotation, biological process: transmembrane transport. NCBI's taxonomy places the organism in Eukaryota, Viridiplantae, Streptophyta, Magnoliopsida, Rosales, Rosaceae. The record is from RefSeq and is a predicted model, not a curated record.